Molecule: messenger RNA, 468 nt
Organism: Lodderomyces margitis
Lineage: Eukaryota; Fungi; Ascomycota; Pichiomycetes; Serinales; Debaryomycetaceae
Gene: RPL24A
Product: 60S ribosomal protein eL24
Exons: 1
Coding region: 1-468 (155 amino acids)
Biological process (GO): cytoplasmic translation
Cellular component (GO): cytosolic large ribosomal subunit
Molecular function (GO): structural constituent of ribosome; mRNA binding
Source: RefSeq, a predicted model, not a curated record
AUGAAGAUCGAAGUUGAUUCCUUUUCAGGUUCUAAGAUUUACCCAGGUAGAGGUACCUUGUUUGUCAGAGGUGACUCCAAAAUCUUUAGAUUCCAAUCAUCAAAAUCUGCCUCCCUUUUCCACCAAAGAAAGAACCCAAGAAGAAUUUCAUGGACUGUUUUGUACAGAAGACACCACAAAAAGGGUAUUUCUGAAGAAACUUCUAAAAAGAGAACCAGAAAGACCGUUAAGCACCAAAGAGCUAUCGUCGGUGCUUCAUUGGAAUUGAUUAAAGAAAGAAGAAGCCAAAAGCCAUCAGAAAGAAAAGCUGCCAGAGACUCUAAAUUGGCCAAGGAUAAGGAAACCAAGAAGGCUGCUAAGGCUGCUAGAAAAGCUGAAAAGGCUAAGGCUGCUGCUGCUGGUAACCCAGUUGUCUCUAAGCAAAGCGCUAAAGGUUCAUUCCAAAAAGUUAAAGCCACUUCUCGUUAA